AUGACCAGAAUCGCGCCUCCAUGCGAAGAGGACUAUUCCCACGAACCUUCUAAUCUGAGUCUCUGCGGGGACAGUUAUUUCUUCAGCGGACGCUUUAGAAGCUAUGGCCGAGUCCCCAAAGCUGUUGAUGAAAAUAAUGAACUGGACUUUGAUCAUGUGCAUGGGGCGUAUAACACUGAGUACAUCGUGCUUGGACCUAGUGAGCGGUAUUUUCGCUGCAGGCGUAUCCGCGAAGGAGAGUCUUGUGCUCAUUCUUUGUUAGACAGCAGUGACUUGGAAGACUACGAAGAAAUUACCGACUUCUGCGAUGACCACCAAGUCGAGCGCCCAGCCUUUUUAUGCUUCGGGCCCAACGGCACGUUUUACAUCCGUACCGUGAACGAUGAAGAGAAGUGGAAUCUUCCUGCUGAGACGGUCCGCGAUGCUCUUCAGGUGACGCCAGGCGCUGCGCAAUCUGGCGCUCAGGGUCUCUGGCUUGGAGCUGAGGGCUCAUGGGUGGUCCAAUACCGCGACGGCAGCUUCCGCUUCGAUCUCCGAGGCCGGUAUGCUGCUCUAGAGAGGGCACUUCAACAGGCUCAAGAGGAUGGCGUCCGGAUUAGUGGUCUUGCUCUGAACCUGCUCGAUGCGGAUUCGUAUGCUUGCGUCUUUAGUGACGGAGUGGUUGAGUACGAGGUCGGACAGGCUGGAUUUGACGGGAAAGAGUUUGAAAAGUGGUGUGAGGAGAACUUUGAGCUGAAGGAGCUUCAUAAGCUGUUGGCUGAGAUUUCCGAGGUUACUAGGAGUAACUGGCCCUGA
Messenger RNA from Fusarium vanettenii 77-13-4, 795 nucleotides. RefSeq lists its product as uncharacterized. NCBI's taxonomy places the organism in Eukaryota, Fungi, Ascomycota, Sordariomycetes, Hypocreales, Nectriaceae. The coding region runs from base 1 to 795 and encodes 264 amino acids. The transcript is spliced from 3 exons. The record is from RefSeq and is a predicted model, not a curated record.